Achroia grisella is the source of this 1398-nucleotide messenger RNA. Its product is annotated as tyramine/octopamine receptor-like. Gene Ontology annotation, cellular component: membrane. The record is from RefSeq and is a predicted model, not a curated record. Lineage: Eukaryota; Metazoa; Arthropoda; Insecta; Lepidoptera; Pyralidae. Gene Ontology annotation, molecular function: octopamine receptor activity. Gene Ontology annotation, biological process: adenylate cyclase-activating adrenergic receptor signaling pathway. Bases 1 to 1398 code for a protein of 465 amino acids. The transcript has a single exon.
AUGACUAACGAAAGUUAUAUAUCAGAAUAUUUUAAAUUUAAUAAUCUGACAUCAGAAUACAACGACAAUGUACAUUCGCUGAAUUCUACCUUUUCAACUAAAAACUUGUGCGGUACCACAAAUAAUUACUUAUUUAAUUCAAGUUUUGGAAUUGAAACUGCAGUUCCAGAAUGGGAAGCGGUGACCACAAUUUUGGUUUUAACAACUGUAAUAGUUGGUACUAUUUUCGGAAAUGUUCUGGUUAUAUUGGGUGUUUUUACAUAUAAACCUUUAAGAAUAGUGCAAAAUUUUUUUAUAGUGUCGUUAGCAGUAGCAGAUUUGGCAGUGGCGGUGUUAGUGAUGCCUCUUAACGUAGCAUACUGGACACUGGGCAAAUGGCUCUUAGGCAAACAUUUGUGCAAAAUGUGGCUUACUUGUGACAUAAUGAGUUGUACGUCAUCCAUUUUAAACCUGUGUGCUAUAGCUCUCGAUAGAUAUUGGGCUAUUACAGAUCCAAUAAAUUAUGCUAAUAAGAGAACUUUGAAAAGGGUAAUGUUCCAAAUAACGGGUGUUUGGAUUUUGUCACUCAUGAUAAGCUCUCCACCUCUCUUAGGAUGGAAUGAUUGGCCAGAAGAAUUUACUACUGAGACUCCAUGCCAGCUAACAUCGGAACCGGGCUAUGUGAUAUAUUCCUCCUUUGGUUCAUUUUUCAUUCCUUUGUUUAUAAUGACCAUAGUUUAUAUCAAAAUAUAUGUAGCUGCCAGAAAAAGAUUGAGAAAACGUAUAUUAAUUUCUCGGAUGCAUAUACCGGCUGUUAAUGGCACCAAUCAAGAAGACAGCCAGGAGAGAGACGAAUCGGAUAACGACUCUGAUAGCGGAGAAAGUUUUAAACGGCAACGAAGAGCAUUUAUGGAUAUAAAGAAAAACUUUUUUGCACCACUUUUGUUAAUGAAUGAUCCAAUAACGAGACAAAGAAUUGAAACUAGUAUUCAACCACUACAAUCAAAUCAAUCUUCAGCUGAAAGUUAUAAAAAUUACACUACAAAAGUACUCGGGUCAUUCAGAAAACUAAGCCAUAAAAAUAAGAAACAUGAAAAACCUCUGAUAUCAAGUAUUAAUAAAAGUGGUGACGUGGUGCAUCAAUUCAUAGAACAAAAACAGAAGAUAUCAUUGUCAAAAGAGAGACGAGCUGCUCGAACUCUUGGUGUAAUUAUGGGCGUAUUUGUCAUUUGUUGGAUGCCAUUUUUCUUAGUGUAUUUGGUGUUACCGUUUUGCCCCUGGUGUUGUCCGACUAACCAAUUCAUUAACUUCAUAACAUGGCUUGGUUAUUUGAAUUCAACGGUUAAUCCUAUAAUAUAUACAAUAUUUAAUUUUGAAUUCAGGAGAGCUUUUAAAAGAUUAUUAGGUAUAAGCAGAUAA